AUGGCUCAAAUCGAAGUCAACCUCAGUAUCCUGUCUCAAUCCGCAAACAAAACCGUCUUAAUAACCGGUGCAGCCCGCGGCAUUGGCGCCGCAACAGCAGCAUUGUUCAAUCACCACGGAGCAAACGUAGUAAUCGCAGACCUGGCCCAGUUCCAGGAGACGGCUGAACAUCUGAUAGUGUCAACAUUCACGAAUCCACAGCGUGCGAUUUUUGUUCCAGGAAAUAUCGUUGACUGGGCGCAGUUGACGUCUUGUUUCAAGACCGCCAUUGAGAGAUUCGGGGAUCUUGACGUUGUUGUUGCAAAUGCGGGGAUUAUGGAGUCGAGUCCCGUUCUGGAUAUGGAUGUUGAUGAGAAUGGGGAUUUACCAGAGAAUACCGAUGCCGAGAGGGUAAUUGAUGUUAACUUGAAGGGGACAUUGAAUAGCAUUUCUGGGACAGCACUUCGACUAGGGCUCUUUUACAUGAAACAACCGAGCAACGUGACGUCGACACGUUCCAAAUCAACAGUCUUGAUCGGGUCGACAUCGAGUUAUUUUGGCGGCACUGGUGUCGCAGCUUACGUUGCUUCGAAGCACGGAGUGCUAGGUCUUCUUCGUGCAUCUCAAUCUACAGCUCGUGACCUCGGAGUGCGGGUUAACGGCAUUGCGCCCUUCUUUACCCCGACGCAUAUUACGGCUGGAUUUUCGCGGAGAUGGAAAGAUCAAGGUCUUGAGGAGAAUACGCCUGAGCGUGUGGCAGAAGCUAUUGCGUUUAUUGCUUUGGAUGAGAGUCGACAAGGAGAGUGUGUUUUGGUUGCUGGGAGGUAUCUUCGAGAACUUGAGUCAGCCAGAAUGAAGCUGCUGCCUGAGUGGAUUGGAGAAGAAGUUGCAGAAUUUAUGGGGCGCGCCAUGCAGUUUUUUGUCAGUAUUGGAGGGUAUGUACUGCCCAAGAAAUACUAA
This is a messenger RNA of Penicillium brasilianum, 939 nucleotides long. NCBI's taxonomy places the organism in Eukaryota, Fungi, Ascomycota, Eurotiomycetes, Eurotiales, Aspergillaceae. The record is from the annotation of a GenBank genome assembly.